AUGACCGCGGCUAACACGUCGAAGAGUCCAAGAGACGGCGCAAACGAGGGGCACAUUUUCACCCCGCGCUCCGGCCCAGCAUUUUUCUCGGCUGCCCCUCCUCACUCGAGACUUGUGUUACACGACCCGGCGCAUCGCGACCAGGACAGCCGCGGCGCCGAAUCCACGAUGGAGUACCUCGUCCGCUUCUCCCAGGCCCACGAGUCUUUCAGGCUCCCGGAGCUGCAGGCCCUGGCCGACCUGGAGGAGAUCGACAUGAAGGUUGUCGAGUACAGUCCUGAUUCCCCCUUCUGCAUAAUCACACUCCCCUCUCCCUCCCUCGCCCCCCGCCUCAUCGCGCGCUCCCUCCUAACCCAAUCGAUCCACCUCCUCCUCGCCUCGGCGCCCUCCCACGACGCGCUCCACGAAACCAUCAAGUCGGCCCUCGCCGCCCCCACGCCCACCUCCUUCGACUGGUCCUCCGUCUCGGCCGCCUCCUUCAAGUUCUCCCUCGACACCUACCAGACCUCCCGCCCGCACGCCGACUUCGUCGCCCUCAUCAACUCGUUCCGCUACCUUCCCCUCCGCGGCCCCAUCAACCUCAAGACCCCGGACCUCGAGCUCACAAUCUUCGAGGACUGGGACCUUCACGGCGCCGAACCCAAGCGCGUCCACCUGGGCCGCCACCUCGCCUCCGGCGCCCGCCACCUCUCCCUCACCUACGACCUCAAGAAGCGCGGCUACAUCAGCACGACGUCCAUGGACUCGGAGCUCGCCCUCGUCACCGCCAACCUCGCCCACGCCGCGCCCGGCCGCCUCUUCUACGACCCCUUUGUCGGCACGGGCUCCUUCCCCAUCGCCUGCGCCCACUUUGGCGCCCUGGGCUUCGGCAGCGACAUUGACGGCCGCAGCAUCCGCGGCGCCGGCGGCGACCGCAGCGUCCGCGGCAACUUUGCCCAGUACGGCCUGCUCGACCGCGUCGGCGAGUUCUGGACCGCCGACCUCACAAACUCCCCCGUCCGGAGGUCCCGGUGGCUCGACGGCAUCGUGUGCGACCCGCCCUACGGCGUCAGGGAGGGGUUGAGGGUGCUGGGGUGCCGGGACCCGGACAAGACGCCAUCGGGCGACUUCAUCGCCCCCAAGAAGCCGUACAGCUUUCUCGCCAUGCUCGACGACAUCCUCCAGUUCGCCGCCGACACCCUCGUCGACGGCGGCCGCCUCUCCUUCUGGAUGCCCACGGCCAACGACGAGGACCAGGAGAUCCCCACGCCGCAGCACCCCCGCCUCGACAUCGUCGUCACGUGCGUGCAACCGUUCAACAAAUGGUCUCGGAGACUCAUCACGUACCGGCGCAUCCCCGACAGCCAGGUCGACCCGGAAAGGCUGGCCGCCUACAAGCGCACAUUCGUCGCGGGAACAACAGCAGAUGAGCUGAACCCCUUCCGAAAAGGCUACUUCACCAAAUUCGAAAAAGAAGAAGCCUAG
Messenger RNA from Colletotrichum spaethianum, 1464 nucleotides. Its product is annotated as tRNA (guanine(9)-N1)-methyltransferase. Bases 1 to 1464 code for a protein of 487 amino acids. Gene Ontology annotation, molecular function: nucleic acid binding. The transcript is spliced from 4 exons. The record is from RefSeq and is a predicted model, not a curated record. Gene Ontology annotation, cellular component: cytoplasm. NCBI's taxonomy places the organism in Eukaryota, Fungi, Ascomycota, Sordariomycetes, Glomerellales, Glomerellaceae. Gene Ontology annotation, biological process: methylation.